AUUUGUUUUGGUUUAGUUAUUUUAUUUUUUAUAAAAGAAACAAAAGCAUUUUUUUCUAUUUUAUUGAAAUAAAAAGGAUGUUACAUUAGUUCACAAUGUCUGAUAUUUGUAGGCUUUGUUUGUCGUUUUGUACGGAGAAAAUGCGGCUUUUGACUGACUGUGAUGGUCUUGUGUACAACAGUAUAAGUUUUAAGAUCUAUAUUCCCUUAAACGAUCAAUUUCCGACUCAUAUAUUUGCACUUCAUGUGUUAAUAAGCUGACAGACUUUAAUAUUUUUUGCUUGCAAGUGCAAAAAAGUGAAGAAAAACUACUCAAAGAAUUUAACAAAGGCAAAGAUGCUUUGGACAAAUUUUAUGAACAAAUUAAAAAUCAAAUUAAACAAGAAAACACACUGUUGCUUGAAAAUGAAGGAGCUAUUGACAAUUUAAAAGAAAAUGAAGUUAAUUCAGUAGAGAUUAAGACUGAAGAACCAAAUUCAGAUUAUGAUGCUCAUUUUGAUUCUGGUGAUGAUGUACCACUUCUCAAAACAAGGGAUAACAAUAUUGAAGACACGCUAAGUUUAAAUAUUACUAAAACUGAAAUAGAAACAGUGACAAAUGUACCAGCAUCAAUUUUUAAUUUCAAAUGUCUUACAUGUUUUGAAGCAUUUAUUAGUCAAAAUAAAUUAUUAGAUCAUUACAAUAAUGUUCAUAAAAUCAAAGAGGAUAUAAAAGGAAAUCAGUAUACACAAGUAAAUGAUAAUGAUAAAGUAUUAUACAAAUGUAAUAAAUGUGAUAAAACUUAUGAUAAUGUAAGAUCGGUUAAUAAACAUGCAAAAACACAUUGUGAUGAAAACUUCCAUUGUAAACUUUGUGGAAGGACAUAUAAAACAGUAUCAGAGAUUAUUAGACACGGCCGAGCUCACAACGGUACGAAAAUGUCUUGCUCGUUGGGAUGUGGCUUCGCUACGGUGUACUCUGGAGCCUUGAAGAAUCAUGAGCGGAGACAUAAGGAAGAGUUUAAGUACAAAUGUGAGACCUGUGGAAAAAGCUUCCAAGUGAAGACCUGGUAUGAACAGCAUCAGAACAUACACACCGGUGCUAAACCAUACAUCUGUGAUAGCUGUGGCAUGGCUUUCCAUAUGGAUAGAUACCUGAAGGCACAUUGCAGUGCCGUGCACCCCGAGGUGUUCUCCAAGAAGCGUUACGUGUGUGUGCACUGCUUGGAGCCCUGCGGGACUAUGAAGGCGCUUACCAGGCAUUUAAAGGAGCAUGGAAUAACUUCCAGUCUGUUGUGCGACUUGUGUGGUAAAACAUUAUCGAGCGCUGAGCAACUCUCGAUCCAUAGACGGACACACACAGGCAUAAAACCGUACUCCUGCAAUAUAUGCCACAAAGCCUUCGCCAAGCGGUCCAACCUAAAACUGCACCAUAUCACACACAGCGGAGAGCGCGCCCACGCUUGUUCUGUAUGCGGCAAGAGAUAUAGCCAACGAAGUACUUUACAUAGACAUAUUCAUAGGCACCAUUCAUCUGAAAAGAAAUGUCCAAAAUGUAAUACCACAUUCGCCACCCACACUGAACUUGAAGCUCACCAGAAAGUCUGUUCUUGAUGUUUU
This is a messenger RNA of Leguminivora glycinivorella, 1597 nucleotides long. Its product is annotated as zinc finger protein 227-like. The transcript has 8 exons. The record is from RefSeq and is a predicted model, not a curated record. Gene Ontology annotation, cellular component: nucleus. Gene Ontology annotation, biological process: regulation of transcription by RNA polymerase II. Bases 917 to 1591 code for a protein of 224 amino acids. Gene Ontology annotation, molecular function: DNA-binding transcription activator activity, RNA polymerase II-specific; RNA polymerase II cis-regulatory region sequence-specific DNA binding. NCBI's taxonomy places the organism in Eukaryota, Metazoa, Arthropoda, Insecta, Lepidoptera, Tortricidae.